This is a messenger RNA of Bicyclus anynana (squinting bush brown), 1167 nucleotides long. RefSeq lists its product as uncharacterized. The coding region runs from base 290 to 469 and encodes 59 amino acids. The record is from RefSeq and is a predicted model, not a curated record. NCBI's taxonomy places the organism in Eukaryota, Metazoa, Arthropoda, Insecta, Lepidoptera, Nymphalidae. Gene Ontology annotation, cellular component: mitochondrion. The transcript has a single exon.
CGCGCACUUCAUUUGAAUUUUGACACAAAGAGAAAGAGUAAAUUAUUAAAUUGAAUAUAAUUUGACGUUUUUGAAUUCCACCAAGGAACGGAAUAACAAAUACAAAAGGAAAAGUAAGAAUAUUGUGAAGCGAUUGUUGUAAAUUUCAUUUAUAUGGCGAUUGGACGGUUUCUUCGCAGGAACCUUGUCAGCAUAACAUUUCCCACACUAGCUGUAACAUUCAUUUUGCUCGAUUUGAACCACACAAGAAAGUGGAAGGCAGUAGCAGCGACUCAGCAUAAGAAUUGAUAUGGCUAUUUUUGGAAUAACCACACGUUAUGUGUGGUUUGCUGUACCUAUGAGUGGAUUCUUUAUUGGGAAAUAUCUCGAUGACCAGGAAACACUUAGAAUGACCAACUUCAGAGACAAGUCUGCUUUAUACGCUGGGCGGGUAAAAGGAGGUCCACCAUUAUGGCCAUCGAUUAUGUAAUUAUACAAGGAUUGAAUUCAAUGGAUUUAGUAGUCAUUCUCAUUUUGUAAAACCUGAAAGUUUGCUUUAUCUAUGGUGGUCUAAGAUCCGAUAUUAUAAAUAUAUAGCUACCCUCAUCUGUAAUUAAUUGUGGUUAGAAAUAAAUGAUAAAUAAUAUUGAAGGCCCCCGUGGCGCAGUGGUAUGCGCGGUAGAUUUACAAAACGGAGGUCCUGGGUUUGAUCUCUGCCUGGACCGAUUGAGAUUUUCUUAAUUGGUCCAGGUCUGGCUGGUGGGAGGCUUCGGCCGUGGUUAGUUACCACCCUACCGGCAAAGGCCAAGCGAUUUAGCGUUCUGGUACAAUGUUGUUUAGAAACUAUAAUAAAUAUUUUUUUAUUGUUUGGUCACAAUUUAACUAGGCAACCUAUGUGGAAUGAGUCAAGGUGAAUUUUAUCUAUCAAUUAUUUCUUAUCACAAUUAAAUACCAGAUGAGGGUAUAUGUUUCUAAUAAAGGAUCUCAUACCAUAGGUAUAAGAUAGGUAACUAUAAUUUAGGAUUGGUAACUGGGACAUUUUAGUUACAGAGGUUUUUAUGAAGGGUUGCCACAAAAUGUGUGACAUUAUUUUUUAUCAUACUUACAAAUUAUACCCAUGGAUUUUAUUAAAGUCCACGGUAAAGUCCUUUACCUGUGCAGUCAAACUGUUCAGUUAAAUUGUAUGUG